GUCAUUUGUCAUUCUUAUUGAAUCUAUCACCUAUUCUCAACUUAUUUUUACUGUCAUUAUACACAGUUUAUAUCACAAUAAUGAAAUAAGAAAGAAUAAGCCAAGAUGUUACUCAAGCUUUUUAAAAACAAAGUAAAAUUGACCAAGGUUCAAAUUCGUGCAUGUUGUUCUUCAGUGCAAGGUGAACCAAAAGGGCCUUCUGUUAAGACUCCGAUCCCUGGUCCAAACUCCAAAAAACUCCACGCAGAAUUACACAAAAUUCAAUAUGCAGGAACAAUCCAACUGUUUAUUAAUUACUUGAAAUCAAUUGGAAAUUAUUUGGUCGACGUUGACGGCAAUGUUAUUUUAGACACCUUCUCUCAAAUAUCGGCAGCUCCACUGGGCUACAACCACCCAGAACUACUCAAAGUGUUCAAAAACGACGACAAUCUUAGACGUUUAGUUAAUAGACCAGCUCUUGGUCUAUUCCCCGGAGACGAUUAUCCUGAGAAAGUGAAAAAUAUUUUUAGUCAAAUUUCCCCCUGUUUGCCCAAAAUCUAUCUCAUGAUGUGUGGAGCAUGUUCGAACGAAAACGCUUUCAAACACUUGUUUCUAGCCUACCAGCGCAAAAAACGAGGAAACAAACCUUUUACAGAAGAAGAGAAAACUUCCGCCCUCCUUAACAAACCACCCGGUUGUCCGAAUUUAACAAUUCUGUCUUUUCACAACGCUUUUCUCGGCCGAACUUUUGCUUGUUUGGCUGCAACACACUCGAAAUUUAUCCAAAAAGUUGAUCUUCCGUCCAUCGACUGGCCCGCUGCACAUUUCCCCAAAUACAAGUAUCCACUGGAGGAAAAUAAGCGAGAAAAUGAAGAAGAAGAUAGAAAAUGUUUGGCAGAAGUUGAGGACUUGAUGCAGAAAUAUGAAAAGAAAGGAACUCCGGUUGCUGGAGUAGCUGUCGAGCCUUUACAGUCAGAAGCGGGCAAUUAUGAAGCUUCCCCUGAGUUUUUCCAACAGUUACAAAAAAUUGUGAAGAAGAACAAUGCAUAUUUGCUGUUUGAUGAAGUUCAAACGGGGGGCGGAGCCUCAGGGAAGUUUUGGUUUCACGAGCAUUUUGAUCUGGAGACUCCACCGGAUGUAAUCACUUUUAGUAAGAAAAUGCAACUUGGGGGUUAUUUCCAUUCGGAAGAGUUGACACCGGAUGUCCCUUAUCGAAUUUUCAACACCUGGAUGGGAGAUCCCGGAAAACUCAUGUUGCUUGAAGUGAUUAUCGAAGUCAUGAGAAAGCAAAAUCUUUUAGACACUGUACAAAAAACCGGAAAAAAGUUGAAAUGUGGUCUCCACGAGCUCGAAAGUGAAUUUUCUAAUUUGAUAAAUUCGGUGCGAGGUGUUGGAACUCUUCUAGCCUUUGAUGCCAAAGAUGAAAAUAUGAGAAGUGAAUUUUCUAAAAAAUUACUAAACAAAGGUGUUUUGGUUGGAAAUUGCGGUUCAAAAGGCAUUCGAUUUCGGCCUGCUUUAACUUUUGAAGAAAGUCACGUCGACAUAUUUUUAGACAAAUUCAGAGAAGUCCUGAAAGAAAUUAAUAAGUGAUCUUGUUACAUUUUUUGAGUUGUUAAGAAAUAAAACUAAA
This is a messenger RNA of Tribolium madens (black flour beetle), 1609 nucleotides long. RefSeq names its product 4-aminobutyrate aminotransferase, mitochondrial-like. Gene Ontology annotation, molecular function: pyridoxal phosphate binding. Bases 106 to 1569 code for a protein of 487 amino acids. Gene Ontology annotation, cellular component: mitochondrion. Lineage: Eukaryota; Metazoa; Arthropoda; Insecta; Coleoptera; Tenebrionidae. Gene Ontology annotation, biological process: GABA catabolic process. The record is from RefSeq and is a predicted model, not a curated record. The transcript has 7 exons.